Pocillopora meandrina is the source of this 1557-nucleotide messenger RNA. NCBI's taxonomy places the organism in Eukaryota, Metazoa, Cnidaria, Anthozoa, Scleractinia, Pocilloporidae. The record is from the annotation of a GenBank genome assembly.
AUGUUGCUUUUACACCAUGAAACACGAAUUAUUUUUUACUUUUUCCUUCUAAUAAUACAUUCAGAUUUCGCACAAAAACCCAGCGCAUUGUUGGAAGGACUUGACAUCACUGACAUAGAGAACAAAAUUAAGACUAAACACUGUUCAAACCAUGACCUUAAAUACCAACAUAUUCCUCACAGUUUUUCGUCUUUCUCCAACUGCCUCUCUAAACAAGGAAUGGUAUUUCGAGGAGGACCCUGUGGUGUCAUGCCAGCAACAUCAUGCGGAGGUUUUAACUGUGCCCUUGGGAUUGGAUUUCCUAUUUCUACAAUUUGCUGUAAGUAAUUAGUUUUUGGUGAUAUCAUAAACACUGACCUACCUGUGUACAUAUGAAAAACAUGGGGUCACCAAAUUGCCUGAUCUUGCGAAAAGUGUAAGGAAGCCGGACAUGGUCUCACCUUCUACUCUUGUUAAGUCUGAAUUUCAGCACGUUUUCGAAAAAGUAACAAAAGGCUUCCUAUCAAAAUAUUCUCCCCUUAAAAAAUUGUUAGGUUAUGUUAUCCGUGACCGUAAAUAAAUGUUUUCACAUCUUGUACAGGUUCUUGGCUAGGUUGCAGGAAAGCGACUCAAUCCAGUCAAGAAAUCGAUACUGCUAAGCGGUUUGACAUCACAAGCUUACCAGCACACCCUUUUGCACUUCCUUGGAAAACACCCACAAAGCUCUACAAUCACAAACGCAAGCGUAAACACAAACACUCAAAACCGAAAAAAUACCAUCACCAGUCUACCGAAAGAGGCCCCAACAUAGACGUUGAAUUGAAGCUGAACGAUGAGCCAAAACACAAAACACAAGACGAAGUUGUGCUCGGUCAACCAUUAGAUCACAGACCUUGGUUUCCUUAUAUGUACAGACCAAUUCAACCGCUUCACAUGCAGUAUCAUCCCCACUUCUCUCCACAUUAUCUGCAUUAUCCCACGAGGUUUUACCUUCCAUCCUAUUGGCGGUUCCAAGGAUAUUUUCCUGAUUUUGUGAACUUGAGAUCUCCCUGGACAAUGAAUCCGUCAGAUAUGUCAAAUGCCCAUCAUUAUCCUGAGUAUCAGUAUGGAGAUGUGCAGUUCUUCCAGUCCAAUCAUCUUUUAAGGUAUAAUCGACCACCGUUUAGAGAUUUCAACGAUUUCAGCUCUAACCUCCAACUUUUAGACAAAGCGGAAAGACUUCAUGAUCACUUGAAGCACAGCAAAAACAAAAUUAGGAGUCACAACGAGCGUGAUGGACUACGUGAAGAGGACAGGAAGAUGGUCGAUAACUCAGAAGACUCCAAGGGAACUGUCAAAUGGGGCAAUUAUAAACUAAGGGGAACUGAACACGAAAAAGAACCUACUACUAUUGUCGCAGAAGACCAAGGCAUGUUGCAUUUCGAUCCGACAGAAAAGGAAGAUUUAGAUACCAAUUAUCCUGAGUACAAAAGCGAAUUCAACACAGUGCGCUUCUGGCCUUCUGUGAAGAAGAGGCGAGGGCAACUUAACGCCCAUGUAACAUUCCACGAAUCAUUAAAAAAAGAAAUGACGUAUUAA